AUGCCGCCAUCACAGUCAUUGGCAUCGUCGUGUCUGGUGGUGACUAAUAAUAUUAAAUCGUUGCAAAAGGAAUUAUCUCGUAGAAUAAAAGAAGUAAUUGGAAUGGUGGUAAGUGAUACUCAGUGCACUUUUAUCAAAGGAAGACAGAUUUUCAAUGGGAUCCUUAAUAUGAAUGAGUUAAUCCAUUCAAUGAAAAAGAAGGAGAGAAAAUGGGGCAACUUGAUAUUCAAAUUGGACUUCUCUAAAACGUAUGAUUGCGUCCAAUGGGAUUUCCUAGAGGAAGUUCUACUGGAAAUGGGAUUCGGAGAGAGGUGUACAUGGUGGAUGAUGGAGUGUGUAACGACGGCUAGAGCAACAGUUUUGGUUAAUGGUUCGGUCACAAACAAAUUUAGAGUGGGAAAGGGACUUCGUCAAGGUGAUCCAGUAUCGCCUUUCUUAUUUAUUCUGGUAAUGAAGGUGUUGCACUUGAUGUUGGAUAGAGCUGAAGAGUUGGGGCUUAUUGGAGGAAUUUAA
This is a messenger RNA of Gossypium raimondii (Peruvian cotton), 513 nucleotides long. Its product is annotated as secreted RxLR effector protein 78-like. Lineage: Eukaryota; Viridiplantae; Streptophyta; Magnoliopsida; Malvales; Malvaceae. The record is from RefSeq and is a predicted model, not a curated record. The transcript has a single exon. Bases 1 to 513 code for a protein of 170 amino acids.